AUGGAGACCCGUGAGUAUAUCGACAUACGUUAUAACUUUUGUAUCGGUGGAGAUGGCAAUGUUUACGAAGCACGUGGAUGGGACGCCGCUGGAGCUCAUACGGAAGGUUGGAACCAUAAAAGUAUCGGAAUCUGCAUAAUAGGGAAAUUCAAAAGUCAUCCGCCACGACAAACAGCUAUCAACGCCCUCAAGAACCUCAUAGCUCAGGGUAUUUCUUUGAAAAAAAUAAGUCCGUCGUACGAGAUGUACACAUACAAUCAAAUCAUCCGUAAUUCUACUUCGAAUCGUGAUCAAUUAUCCGAUGUGACAAAAGCCUUUAAUUCGAGAGCAUAA
Molecule: messenger RNA, 333 nt
Organism: Venturia canescens
Lineage: Eukaryota; Metazoa; Arthropoda; Insecta; Hymenoptera; Ichneumonidae
Product: peptidoglycan-recognition protein SC2-like
Exons: 2
Coding region: 1-333 (110 amino acids)
Biological process (GO): peptidoglycan catabolic process
Molecular function (GO): zinc ion binding; N-acetylmuramoyl-L-alanine amidase activity
Source: RefSeq, a predicted model, not a curated record